This is a messenger RNA of Emiliania huxleyi CCMP1516, 285 nucleotides long. RefSeq lists its product as hypothetical. The transcript has 2 exons. The record is from RefSeq and is a predicted model, not a curated record. Lineage: Eukaryota; Haptophyta; Isochrysidales; Noelaerhabdaceae. Bases 1 to 285 code for a protein of 94 amino acids.
AUGGAGAGCCUCCUGCGUGACCUCGGGGACGCGCGCGACGCCUGUAACAACCUGCCUUUUGACGAUGCGCUGCGCGACAAGAUAGCUACCGAACUGGAUCGCAUCGAGGCUGCUCCGCCUCUCGAGCGCAUGUUGGUGACGAAGCCGCCGGUCAAGAGGUGGGCGGAAUUGGUCAGCCGGCAGAAGGAUCCGUCCAUCAAGACGCGUCGUCAGGCUGCGCUCACCGCCAUGCUGCGCGUCGGCGUUGGGCUCGGCGGCGAUGUUGGAGGGUGCGCGUGCGGGUGA